AUGCCUACCGGGGCGGGCAAGAGUCUCCUCUUUAUGCUUCCCGCGUGGGUGGCUGGGGGGCUCACGAUUGUCGUCGUACCGCUGGUUACGCUUCGGGCAGACCUCCGGCAGCGUUGUACGACGCUUGGGAUUUUAUGCGUUGAGUGGGAAAGCCGACGGCCUCCGGACGAAGCAUCGAUUGUCCUUGUGACACCCGAGUCUGCCCUCACUGAGGAAUUUCGUACGUUCCUAAAUCGCCAGCAGCUUAUACACCAGCUUGAUCGGAUCGUUAUCGACGAGUGUCAUCUGAUGCUCCACCAACAUAGCAAUUUCCGGCCUACCUUUCGAAAGCUUAGCCAGCUUACCAAUACCAACGCUCAGCUAGUCUUACUCACAGCCACACUCCCACCAAGCGCCGAGCACCAACUCUGGAAGCGGCUUCAUUGCACAAGGGAGAAUAUUUCACUAUAUCGGGAUCGUACGAGCCGGCAUAAUGUAGCCUACCGUGUUUGGAGGCCUCUGAUUAAGCGUGGCUUCGAAAGCAUGUCCCAGUGGAUCCAGAUGGAUUGUGUGGCCCGGUUUAUCCAUCAACGUGUGCAGCUCGGCUUCCCAGGCCGUACAAUUGUAUACUGCAGCACCAUCACACAUACUCGUACGAUGGCCGGUCUCCUAGGCUGUGAGGGCUUCUUUGCCGAGCAGGCUGAUCGUGCUGGGAUCUUGGAACGGUUCUGUGGCGGCAUGGGUAAAGUCCUUGUGGCCACCAACGCGCUUGGGAUGGGGAUUGAUAUUCCUGAUAUCCGGUGUGUGAUCCAUCUUGGGUGGCCCCGUACGAUGCUCGACUACAGCCAGGAGAGUGGACGGGCUGGACGAGACGGCCAACCCAGCGAGGCAAUCAUCAUCCAGCCAGAUAGUUUCCAUGAGCCACCAAUCUGGUUCCAACUACCUGCUGGAGCGGAUGAGAAACAAGUGCAAGCCCACCAGGCCGAUAUAAGGCUCGUACGAGAGUAUCUUAAUGUGCCACUAGAUGGGUGCCGACGGGCAGUCCUCGAUGGAUAUCUUGAUGGGGACUUUGAUGGGCGUACGAGGAUACACUGUGGUGAUAUUAUUGCGCAGGGGCUUGACGAACAACGGUGUGACCGAUGUCAACCUGAUUGGUUCCAUGGGCUCUCGUACGAAGUGACACGGGCUAUGCUACCGGAAGCAGAGAUAUCCCAGCAGGGUGUCAUGGUGAGUGAUAGCUGGCAGCCACUCCGUAUAGCCCCAGCGAGUCCAUAUGGCUCGAGGGCAUCUAGUACGGCCAGUACUGAGAGCUUCCAGUCCCAGGUCCCAAGAGGGAUUCGACCUGCAGCCAGUCCUAUACAGGGGCCAGUGAUCUCUACUAGCGAGGCCAGGGCGAUUCCCACUGAGGUGCGGUACGAACUCCGACAGCAGGAUAUCGUACGAAGGCAGUUUGGGCAGCAACGGCGGGAGGAAGGGCCUCUGGCACUGCAAUUGAUGGAAUUCCUCGAGGCAGAAGUCCAGAGGUGGCAGGAUCGGUGCUGGGUCUUGGUAUCUUCGGUGGCGAAGUAA
Molecule: messenger RNA, 1548 nt
Organism: Penicillium concentricum
Lineage: Eukaryota; Fungi; Ascomycota; Eurotiomycetes; Eurotiales; Aspergillaceae
Exons: 2
Coding region: 1-1548 (515 amino acids)
Biological process (GO): double-strand break repair via homologous recombination
Cellular component (GO): cytoplasm; chromosome
Molecular function (GO): 3'-5' DNA helicase activity; nucleic acid binding; four-way junction helicase activity
Source: RefSeq, a predicted model, not a curated record